AUGGUCGCUCACGAUGAAGAAGCCGAUGCUUUGCUUGAGGAGUUUGAACUAAGAGAGGAGGUCAAGGUGCGAGAUGCUCGAACCCCGCCUUCAGUAUGUUGCACGUGCGGUUGGAGAUGGAUAGCAGCUCUUAUCGUGGUUGCACUACUAUCGGCAAUCGGGGUCGUAGUGGCAUUGUAUGGUCCGUCAAGCAGCCCACCAGGUAAUGAUACUACCGGCCAUCUUGGGUACCGACUCCAUCCUGAGGAUCACGCAAAACGUCCCCCAACAACGCAAUAUUUCAACUGGACUAUCGCAGCCGGAACCAAAUCACCAGAUGGAGUUGAGAAGCGGGUGUACCUCGUUAACAAUGAGUUUCCAGGACCCCUCAUCGAGGCCCGGUCUGGUGACCGAAUUGUGAUUCAUGUUCGCAAUGGACUUCAAGAUGAGGGCCUGUCUCUUCAUUGGCAUGGCCUGCGCAUGAGAUACCAGAACAGUAUGGAUGGCGCUGUUGGGUUUACACAAUGUCCUAUCACUCCCGGCACAAGUUUCACUUACAACUUCACCAUCGGCGCAGAGGAACAAGGCACUUUUUGGUGGCAUUCCCACUCUGAUGUUCAACGCGCCGAUGGGCUAUGGGGAGGUCUCGUUGUUCAUUCUCCAGAUGAGGUUGAUGUUCCACCAGAAGAUUACCUGCUCAUGAUCGGUGAUUGGUUUCACCGAAAUCAAACGGAAGUGCUAGGGUGGUAUGCCGAUGCGAGUAGUCGAGGGAAUGAACCUGUCCCAGAUUCGUUACUGGUCAAUGGUCGGGGACGCUUCAACUGCUCCAUGGCUGUUCCUGCGAGACCAGUUGUUUGCUCUCAGGUCCAUCUUAGCGACCUCAAACCCCUUAUCAUGUCUGGGAGUCUGAAGAAGGUCAGAAUUAGAGUAGUCAACACAGGCUCCGUCGCAGGCCUUUCCUUGAGGGUCGGUGGAGCCAUAAUUCGGCCAGUUCGCGUGGACGGAGGCUUCGCUGUCAAAACUGAAGCCACCGAAACGGUCGGUGUUCUCUAUCCUGGUGAAAGAGUUGACCUCGAGGUUGAGUGGAAGGAGAACUAUGCCGGAGACCGUUGGCUUACCGUUUAUAUGGACGAUGAGAACUUUGGCUAUCCUAACCCAGCACUACACCCAACCCAAAGCUUCCCGAUGUUCAGCUCAAGCGCAAAGGGAUCAUUCGAUGAAGCCGUUCCUCAGCCUUUGAAACAAGAUGAGAUCCAGGUCCUUGACUCGCAGAAUCUCAAAGCCGUUAUCAAAGUAUCGGAUCUCCCAGCAAAGGCAGAACAGACUAUUCUUCUUUACGCUAAAGUCGAGAAGCUGGCACACAUGGACUAUGCACCAGUCGGAUUCAUCAACCAUACAUCCUGGACGCCACAAACUCCACCUCUACUGGCUCAAAACCGAACUUCAUGGGAUGAAAACCAACUAGUCCCAUUUAUCGGAAUAUCGGACAGUAAACCAAAGAGAGUCGACGUGGUCAUCAACAACCUGGACGACGGUGCACAUCCGUUUCAUCUUCAUGGCCAUUCGUUCUACGUUCUAUCAUCAUACAGAAAUCCAGGCCGCGGGAGCUGGGGCAGUUACAAUCCGUACACAGGCGAGGCACCUCCGAACGGCUUGGAUCUUGAGUUUCCGGUGCGCAAAGAUACUGUUAGUGUACCACGGCGGGGUCAUGUCGUGUUGGCGUUGGUGGCUGAUAACCCGGGAAUAUGGGCGUUGCAUUGCCAUAUGCUUGUUCACAUGGCGCGGGGUAUGGCGAUGGGGUUACAUGUUGGUGAUAUUGACGAUUCAGAGCAUGUUGCGGCGGAGUUGUGUACAUAA
This is a messenger RNA of Fusarium proliferatum ET1, 1836 nucleotides long. RefSeq names its product putative multicopper oxidase. The coding region runs from base 1 to 1836 and encodes 611 amino acids. Lineage: Eukaryota; Fungi; Ascomycota; Sordariomycetes; Hypocreales; Nectriaceae. Gene Ontology annotation, molecular function: copper ion binding; oxidoreductase activity. The transcript has 3 exons. The record is from RefSeq and is a predicted model, not a curated record.